Messenger RNA from Harmonia axyridis, 1432 nucleotides. Its product is annotated as ferrochelatase, mitochondrial. The transcript has a single exon. NCBI's taxonomy places the organism in Eukaryota, Metazoa, Arthropoda, Insecta, Coleoptera, Coccinellidae. Bases 214 to 1374 code for a protein of 386 amino acids. Gene Ontology annotation, biological process: heme biosynthetic process. The record is from RefSeq and is a predicted model, not a curated record. Gene Ontology annotation, molecular function: protoporphyrin ferrochelatase activity.
AUAAACAUUCAUUUAUUUAAUUCUUAUCGGAUUUCAGGGAAAAAUUCAAAUAAUAAUAGUUACAUAAAUUAACCUAUAAAUUCCGAUAGAAUAAUUUGUUGUUGUUCUUACUUAUCAUUUGUUAUAAAUAUUUAUGAAACAAGGAUUAUUCCUUAAUAUUUAAAAGGUUUUUACUGUUUUUAUUAAUUAAGUUGUAUACGAAUUAUAUUGAAGAUGUUAAUUUCCAAGGGAAUUUUGAGUUCAUCUGGCAUGAUACCAACUUUUACUUCCUUGACUAGAAAUGUCUCGAAUAAAUCCAAAACAGCCAUAGUUAUGAUGAAUAUGGGUGGACCUCAAAAAAUUGAACAAGUUUAUGAUUAUCUCCAUAACAUUAUGACUGAUAGAGAUAUGAUUCAGUUACCAUUUGCUCAAGAUCAUAUGGGGAAAUGGAUAGCCAAACGUCGAACCCCAGAAGUACAAAAAAAAUAUUCAGAAAUUGGUGGUGGGUCCCCCAUUCUAGAUUGGACGAAUAAGCAGGGAGAAUUACUAUGUCAAAAGUUGAACGAGGUUUUACCAAACUAUGGGCCUUAUAAACAUUAUGUUGCCUUUCGUUAUGUGAACCCUUUCACAAAAGAUGCUUUUCAAGAAAUUAAGAAAGAUGGGGUGAAGCAAGUAGUGUUAUUCUCUCAGUAUCCUCAAUACAGUUGUGCCACUUCGGGAUCAAGUUAUAAUGCAAUCUAUAAUUACCUGAAAGAUAAUGAUGAAAUGAAAGAUCUGAAGAUCAGUGUUAUUGAUAGAUGGAGUUCACAUCCACUUCUGGUCAAGUGUUUUGCAAACCUUAUUCAAGAAGAACUGCAGAAAGUAUCUGAAAAAAAUAGAAAAGAUACCAUUAUAUUAUUCUCUGCUCAUUCUUUGCCUCUUAAAGCUGUUAAUCGUGGAGAUCCUUAUCCCUCAGAAGUAGGAACAACUGUUAAUUUAGUAAUGAAUGAAUUGAAGUAUUGUAAUCCAUAUCAGCUUGUUUGGCAGUCCAAAGUAGGACCUCUACCUUGGUUAGGACCUUUUACAGAUGAAGCUAUUGAGGGAUAUGUGAAGCAAGGAAAAAAGUCUUUCAUUGUUGUUCCUAUUGCUUUUGUGAAUGAACAUAUAGAAACUCUUCAUGAAUUGGACAUUGAGUAUUGCAAAGAAUUAGCUGAAAAAGUUGGUGUCGAAGAAAUAAGAAGAGUUCCAGCUCCCAAUAUUCAACCAUUAUUUAUAUCUGCAUUGGCUGAUAUUGUGAAAACUCAUUUUGAAAAUAACAUUCCUGUAUCAAGAAAAUUUUUAAAUCAGUGUCCUCACUGUAUUAAUUCUAAUUGCUAUAAUAGUAAGAAAUGGUACAAAUCAGUGGCGAGGUUUUAAUGUGUUCAAAUAAAUAUAUUAUUGUUGAAAAUAAAAUACCUUGAGCAAUUUUUUAAAA